UCGGGCAUCGCCUUCUCUAGUUCUUCUUGUAGGUUUCGCAAUUCGCAGGUUACAAAGUGAACAACAAGUUUUCUUGACCUCCCUAUCUCAAAAUUAAAACACAAGGAACAAGGAAUAUUUCAUCAAGCUUUGUGAAUUGAGAUGGAUAGGUUUGUCACAAGAACGAAUAUUGGGCAACCAAGUUCUAGUUCUACUAAUCCAUCUAUUGCUUCAGCCAUAGCUCCGGAAAUUUAGAGGGACACAUUUCUUUCUGAUCUUGAUUUAGAAUCUCUCAACGCUGAUCCGGGAGAUAGAAAGCCUAUUACAGAAUACAACCCUAUAUACGUGAUGAAGUUAGAAGACAUUGUAUUCAAAAAAAGCCUUGUCAGCUUGCGAAUCAUGAUUUUCCUAAAACUAAGUUUGGGAAGAUAAUGCGUCAGUUUUGUCCUGUUGGUUUAAGGGUCAACAUUCUAAGUGGUUGGAAUACAGUAUAUCAAAAGAUGCUGCAUAUUGUUUGUGUUGUUACUUGUUCAAAAAUGAACAUGAAAGUCAUGGAAAUACGGGAGAUGCUUUUACAAAAAAUGGCUUUAAAGCUUGGAACAAGGCUAUUGAAAGAUUUAAAGCUCAUGUUGGAGAAGUAAAUAGCAUCUAUAACAAGUGUUUCAAUAGGAUGAUUGAUUUAAUGAAUCAAUCACAAUCAAUUCGCACUUAUUUUGACAAACAAUCCGAGAAAGAAAAAAGUGAGUCUCGACGUCGCUUAAGUGCUUCAAUCGAUGUGGCAAGAUUUCUUUUGAGACGAGGUUUGCCAUUUCGUGGGCAUGAUGAGAGUCAAUCUUCUACAAAUAGAGGUAUUUUUCUUGAGCUUUUGCAAUGGUAUGGGGAUAUUGAUCGGGAUGUUGGAAGCAUUAUAUUAGAAAAUGCUCCAAGAAAUGAAAUGAUGUGUUCUCCAAGUAUUCAAAAAGAUAUUGUUGAUGCUUGUGCUAAAGAAACAGUCAAAGCUAUCAUUGAAGACAUGAAUGGGGAUUUUUUCAGGAUACUAGUUGAUGAAUCAAAAGAUAUAUCACACAAGGAGCAAAUGGCACUUGUUUUGAGAUAUGUUAACAAAGAAGGCGAAGUCAUAGAGAGAUUUGUUGGUAUUGUUCAUGUUAGUAAUACAUCGGCUAUGUCAUUAAAAAAGGCAAUCUGCUCUUUUCUUUCUAAUCACUCAUUAAGUCUAACGCAAAUACGUGGGCAAGGUUAUGAUGGGGCUAGUAACAUGCAGGGAGGGCUAAAUGGUGUUAAGACUUUAAUUUUGAAUGAGUCUCUAUCAGCAUAAUGCAUUCACUGUUUUACCCACCAAUUGCAAUUAACACUUGUGGCUCUUGCAAAGAAGCAUUCAGAUGUAGAUGACUUUUUUUGUAUAGUUACUAAUGUCUUAAAUAUUGUUGGAGCAUCUUUUAAGCGCAGGGAUUUGCUUCGAGAACAUCAAGCUGAAAAGUUAGAAGAGUUGCUCAAAU
Molecule: messenger RNA, 1475 nt
Organism: Nicotiana tabacum (common tobacco)
Lineage: Eukaryota; Viridiplantae; Streptophyta; Magnoliopsida; Solanales; Solanaceae
Source: RefSeq, a predicted model, not a curated record